Molecule: messenger RNA, 456 nt
Organism: Penicillium samsonianum
Lineage: Eukaryota; Fungi; Ascomycota; Eurotiomycetes; Eurotiales; Aspergillaceae
Product: DNA-binding domain-containing protein
Exons: 1
Coding region: 1-456 (151 amino acids)
Source: RefSeq, a predicted model, not a curated record
AUGAGCCAAGAUCCUGACAUCGAGAAGGCACUUGCCGCGUGGACGAAGAAAUGCCAGCGCAAUGGGAUUGCUUUGGAUGACAAAACAAUCAUGGAGAUGGCCCUUUUCUGGGCUCAAACCUGCAGGCUUCCCGAGGGUAAGAAGCCGGCUUUGAGCAGUGACUGGCUGAAAGACUACAAGCAAGAUAAUAACUUCCUUUUCGCCUGCAACCCAAGUUGCGCAAAUACCAUAGCACCAUCGGCAAUCGCUGUCCUUGAGUCCAAAGUGGGAAAUAAUAAAGCUUGUACAGCCAUCAAGAGAGGCCCAGCAAUUUUAAUCAAAAAGCAAUGCAAGGCUGCCAUGCACCCACCUUCCGGAUCUCUAGAGACUUCCGGUCUUCCGCGUAGCAACGCAGGGGGAUCCCCCGGCAAGGGUGAGGUAUCGCAAGCCCUGGAACUCGUCGUAAGAUAUUUCUAG